Penicillium odoratum is the source of this 1554-nucleotide messenger RNA. Its product is annotated as cytochrome P450. Gene Ontology annotation, molecular function: monooxygenase activity; iron ion binding; oxidoreductase activity, acting on paired donors, with incorporation or reduction of molecular oxygen. The transcript has 5 exons. NCBI's taxonomy places the organism in Eukaryota, Fungi, Ascomycota, Eurotiomycetes, Eurotiales, Aspergillaceae. The coding region runs from base 1 to 1554 and encodes 517 amino acids. The record is from RefSeq and is a predicted model, not a curated record.
AUGGCAGUGUUGGCUGCACUCCCUAGUGUGUGGGUCCAGGGCCUGUUCGCCCUGGGAAUAUUCUGUCUCACAAAGCUACUGUGGGACAUAUUUCUCUCGCCUUUGAGGGCUAUUCCUGGUCCGUUCUUAGCGAAGGUUACUGAUCUCUGGCGUGCUAUCCAUACACACCGUGGACGUGUCGAUCUCAAACAUCUUGAGCUGCAUCGCAAAUAUGGGACUGCAGUGCAGAUUGGACCCAAAUGCGUGAGCAUCUCCGAUCCAGACUUGAUCCGGACUAUUUACACGACUCGUAAUGCAUGGAAAAAGAGUGAUAUGUAUAGACCGAAUGAUGUGCUUAUUGAAGGUCACCGAUUAUCCAACCUCUUCAACACCCAAGAUGAGGAUUGGCAUAAUCAGAAUAUCAAACCUAUUCGUGGACUCUGGAGCAUGACCAAGGUUCUGGAAUAUGAGCCGCUGAUUGAUGAGACUCUACAAAAGUUCGUGGACAAACUAGCCCUGAGAUUCGUUGAUGGACAAAAUGCCGGCAAAGUCUGCCCAGUCGAUGAAUGGAUUGGAUUCUUCGCCUGGGAUGUCACCGCCAACUUCAGCUUCGGUCGUCACUACGGCUUCAUUGACCAGGAAAAAGACGUCGACAACCUCAUCACCGACUCAACCGCCGGCCUAAUCUACUUCGCACCAGUCUCCCAAAUCCCCUGGAUAGACAACCUCCUCGACAAGAACCCCAUUAAGCGCAUCGGCCCCAAACCAACCCUAACCGGCGUCCUCUACGCCUUCAAAGUCGCAGCAGAGUACCAAGCCCAGCUCGCCUCAAACAAGAUCACCGCCGGCUCCGCAGGCGUAGCCCACACCCUAGACAAAUACGUUCAACUCAAACAAACACACCCCGACCUAGUCGACGAUCAACAAAUCGUCAACUGGCUCAUGCUCAGCAUUCUCGCGGGCGGCGAUACCAGUUCCGCAACUAUGCGCGCCAUCAUUUACCACCUCGCCAAAGACUCAGUAGCAUCUGACAAACUCGCCUCUGAGCUUAAAGCCGCCUCGCUCCCUCCCAUUGCCCCCUGGUCCUUGAUUCGGGAUCUUCCUUUCCUCGACGCUGUGAUCAUGGAGUCGAUGCGUUUGAACCCCGGCAUCGCGAUGAUUUUCGAGCGUGUCGUUCCAGAAGGUGGAUUCACGCUUCCGGAUGGACUAUUCUUACCUGCGGGAACGAAGGUGGGUUCGAAUCCGUUUGUCACGGGAAGGGAUUAUGGGGUAUUUGGGGAUGAUGCGGAUAGCUUCAAUCCUGAUCGAUGGCUGAAGGGGAAGAAUGAGAGUGAGGAGGCGUUUACGGAGAGACACCGACGGAUGAAGGAUGUGGUUGAUUUUGUCUUCGGUGGUGGUGGUCGGAUUUGUAUGGGGAGGUAUUUGGCGAUGUUGGAGAUCAAGAAGCUGAUCGCUACGCUUUACAACCUGUUUGAUAUUCAACUUGUUGAUCUCAAGCAUGAGUGGAAGUAUCGUGAUGCUUGGUUCGUGUAUCAGUAUGAUAUGCCUAUGAUCAUUCGUCGUCGUACUCAAUAA